ACAAUGGUCAUCAUAUAUGGAGAUUUCCCGCGGGAUUUGAAUGUAGUCCGUAUGUACCUAGGUGGGUAAUUUCUAAGCCGCGCCCUUCUUGAUUUGACAUCAUUAGGGCGUUAGGCAUAGGUAUCCCACAUCAUCCUUGGCGAGUAUGGUUAAUGGUCAGCCAUUAUGCCCCAAAACUUCUCAUGGAUUACCUUUCUUGCUGACGCUUGAGGUGAAUGGUGGCGAUUUGCACAUAUUAUGUCCAGAUUAGUACGUUAAACUCAAUGUUCCAAGUUAGCCAUGUGAGAUGGUAAGGACGACAUGGAUGUAGGGUGUUUAGUAAUCCGUCUUAUAUCCAUCCCAAACUGUCGUUUGGGUAGAUAUGUAUACACACCUAUAAAGGUGUAUAUAACCUUGCACAAUGCUCACCCUUCAAAAAUAGCCAACUUAAUUACUACAUGUACUACUACGUGCUGUAAACUCACUCGAUCUACGCAUCUCGUUACUGAACGAGCAAACGACAGCAUACCUUUUUUCUUCUGUUUCUUGAUUAGUCACUAGGGAGAGAUUAAUAUUCAAUACGAAGCAGAUAGGUAGCUCCCGCAAAGAUGGCACAAUUUGUGACCCUCGAAGAGGCCGGGUAUCACCCCGGCGAGAAAGCGGUACAUGAGCUGCUCCGCUUACCGCACCGGGAUAAUCCUACGCACCGCGGGCUACCGCAGAUGCUUGCUUAUCGCAUCGCGAUAUCCCCGCUGGUUGCAUUUGGGACGCUGGACCGCCGCGGGAGGCCAUGGGCGACAAUUUGGGGAGGCGAGGCAGGCUUCUGCCAGCCGGUUGCGCGGGGGAUCCUGGGCGUUCAGGCGAGCGUGGAUGCGAGGUUUGAUCCAGUAUUUAGGGCGUUGUUCGCAGUUGAAGGGGAGGAAGGGAAGGGGGAGGGUGACAGGGAUAUUGUUGACGAUAUGGUUGUUAAGCCUGAAGGUGGGGUGCUGAUGGCGGGUUUAUCAAUAGAUUUGGCGACGAGGGAUAGAGUCAAGAUUGCGGGACGGAUGGUUGUGGGUACAGCGACGAGGAAAGGAGAUGCAAAUGCAGUAGGCGACUUGCAGAUGGCAUUCCAGGUCGAAGAGUCUCUAGGGAAUUGCCCAAAGUAUCUGAAUAAGAAGCACAUAACCCCUCACACCCCCUCGCCGGAGCUUGUAAGCGAGGGAGCGGGCAUUCCUCUACCACAAGGCGCCGUUAACUUGAUCCGUAAGGCGGACCUCUUCUUUAUCGCAAGUCGCUACGGCAAUCAAAGCAUGGACACGAACCACCGUGGUGGCGCCCCGGGUUUCCUUCGCAUUCUGCGCAACGAAACCCCCGAAAACGGCGGGGUGACGCUGGUCUACCCGGAGUUCUCCGGCAAUCGCCUAUACCAGACGCUUGGGAAUCUUCAGCAGGAUCCGUACGCUGGACUCGUAAUUCCGGAUUUUGCCACGGGUAAUGUGAUAUAUCUCACCGGCCGAACGCGCAUCCUAGUGGGCGAGAAGGCAACAGCGUACAUGCCGCGUGCGAAACUGGCGAUAAAGAUUGACGUCGAAGAGGCGAGAUUCGUAAGGGAUGGGCUGACAUUUCGCGGCGACGUGGUUGAUUACUCACCGUAUAACCCUGCCGUAAGGAGAUUGGCGUGUGAGAAGACAGUCAUUUCUACAGAAGAAGAAGCAGAUGAAGAUGCCAUUGCGACAGCGGAGCUUAUAAAUCGGACGGUCAUCACGCCCACGAUCGCAAGGUAUACGUUCAAAGUAGAGGCGAGAAAUAAGAAGAAACCGCUCAAGGCAUGGCGCCCCGGGCAACACGUUACACUAGACUUUGCGGCAGAACUGGAUGAAGGAUACGCGCACAUGCGUGAUGACGAUCCACAGAGUCUCAACGAUGACUUCGUGCGGACUUUUACGGUUAGUCGGCCGCUAGACGUGGAUGCCGUGGAUGAGCAAGCAGGUCUCCGGGAUGGCGUCAAGCCUGAAUUCGAGAUCACAGUCCGCAGAAACGGAUCGGCCACGAGGUUCCUGGAGAGAUGGAACUCGAGAGUCUCGCUGGAGAUCCCAGUGCUAGGGUUUGGCGGCGCCGAGGGGUUUAGACUGCCUUUGGAUGGACGGGAUGGUGUGAGUGUGUUUGUGGCUGCGGGUGUUGGGAUCACGCCGUUGAUGGCACAAGCCCCUGGGAUUCUUAGGGCGGCAGGUAGCGGGAAGACGCUAAGAACCCUGUGGAGUCUGAAAGGAGAGGAUCUCCCGCUCGCCGUGGAUGUACUAGGCAGGAUAGACGGGCUAGGUGGGAUCACAAGGCUUUUUGUAACGGGAAAAAUAGACACCGAAGGGAGAGCCUGGAUAGCUGCAAUUCAAGAGUUGGAUGCCGAGGUGUUGGAGAGAAGAAUGGAUGAAAAUGAUGUCCUAGCUGAAGGUGAGAAAGGGAAAAGAAAGUUUUACGCGUGUACUGGACCAGAUAUGUUGAGAAGGCUAUUGAAGUGGAUAGAAGGUGAAGAAGUUGUCUACGAGAGCUUCGAAUACUAGACUACAUAUGCAAUAAAUGCAUAUACUACUUAGUAGUAACUACAUAACUACAUACCUAU
This is a messenger RNA of Hypoxylon fragiforme, 2578 nucleotides long. RefSeq lists its product as uncharacterized. NCBI's taxonomy places the organism in Eukaryota, Fungi, Ascomycota, Sordariomycetes, Xylariales, Hypoxylaceae. The record is from RefSeq and is a predicted model, not a curated record. The transcript has a single exon. Gene Ontology annotation, molecular function: oxidoreductase activity. Bases 588 to 2519 code for a protein of 643 amino acids.